UCUUUCUUUUCUCCAUUUCUCUCUCUCUCGCUCUCUUCACAGUACACUCUCUUCUUCUUCUUUCUUCUCUCUCCUCAGGUUUCCAUUUUUAGAAACCAAAGAUCUUUAUACGAUAAGCAGAGCCAUCACCGAAUAUCAUACAUAUAUGUAUGUAUAUGGGACAUGGUUUUGGGGAAAAACAACUUGAAGAAGACUCUUAUGGUUUUCCCAAAAUACCCUUGUGACGUCUUACAUUGCAGAGUACCAUUUAAUGGGUUUGGAGAAAACAAUGCAUCAUUGAGAGAGGUGUGUGUACUAAAUAAAAGAAGAAGGAUGCAUCAAGAGAGCAAGAAUAAGAAGAAGAAGAAACAGAGCUUCUCUAAGGUUUGUAGUAGAGGUCAUUGGAAACCUUCAGAGGAUUUUAAGCUUCAAGAGCUUGUGGCGGUUUUCGGUCCUCAGAACUGGAACCACAUUGCAGAGAAGAUGCAAGGAAGAACAGGGAAGAGUUGCAGACUGAGGUGGUUUAACCAGCUGGAUCCAAGGAUUAACAAGAAAGCUUUCAGUGAUGAGGAAGAAGAGAAGCUACUCGCAGCUCACAGAGAAUUUGGUAACAAAUGGUCUUUGAUUGCUAAGCUUUUCCCUGGAAGAACAGACAAUGCAGUGAAGAAUCACUGGCACGUUCUCAUGGCAAGAAAGUUGAGGAAACAAUCAUCUUCUUACUCGAGGUCGAGGAAGAGACACACUCCUUCUCCCGAUGUAAUAACCUCCCUGAAUCUACAACAAACCUUCAAUCUGUUCCCUGGUAGUGUAAGUGAGGAAAGUACAGAGUUCAAGAACUACAGCUGGAAGAUGCUAAAAGAGGAAACUACUAACCACAAAGCUCAAGAAGACUAUUGCUCGAGUCAUCAUCAUCAUCAUUUCUCUACCUUCCCUGCAGAUUCCUUGGCACUACUCACACCACAUGUCUCAAUCUCUCAACCAUCAUCAUCAUCACCGUCCUCAUCACUGUCAUCAUCAGAAGCAGAAAAUACAAUGGUGGCCAGAUAUUAUGAGAUUACUAAACCCCCAAGGUUUAUUGAUUUUCUCGGAGUAGGAGCUUCUUAAAGG
Molecule: messenger RNA, 1086 nt
Organism: Eutrema salsugineum
Lineage: Eukaryota; Viridiplantae; Streptophyta; Magnoliopsida; Brassicales; Brassicaceae
Product: transcription factor MYB54
Biological process (GO): regulation of DNA-templated transcription
Cellular component (GO): nucleus
Molecular function (GO): RNA polymerase II cis-regulatory region sequence-specific DNA binding; DNA-binding transcription factor activity, RNA polymerase II-specific
Source: RefSeq, a predicted model, not a curated record